Messenger RNA from Volvox carteri f. nagariensis, 996 nucleotides. RefSeq lists its product as uncharacterized. The record is from RefSeq and is a predicted model, not a curated record. The transcript has 6 exons. Lineage: Eukaryota; Viridiplantae; Chlorophyta; Chlorophyceae; Chlamydomonadales; Volvocaceae. The coding region runs from base 1 to 996 and encodes 331 amino acids. Gene Ontology annotation, biological process: plant-type cell wall organization.
AUGCAUGAUUUUUGGUACGACUGCACGGCAGUCUACGAAGCGGCGCGGCCAGGUCGAAUACAAAACGCAUCUAUUCUGUACAGAACAAUUCGUGACGGCUUCGCAUCUCUUAGAUACCGCGAAGAGCAACCUCCGUCGCCUUCGGGCAUCGUGAUCUGCGGUGGCACUCCAGCCUUCUGUACUCUGGGCAGCGCCUUUUUCACCUGUAAUUCUUUUUGUCCAAGGCUUUUUAAAAUGGAUUCUCAAAAUGCCGCCACCACAUCCGCUGUCCGCACCACCUCCAGCUGCCGCCGUGAUGAUGACGACAUCGCCCCCACCCAGCGCUGCUGCCCCACCUCCACCUCCUCCUCAAGCUGCAGCCGCUGCAGCAGCAGAAGCAUCAACAACAUUAGCAGUAAUAUUAAUCGCCCCUUCGUGUCUACUACCACCACCAGCUCGAGGCAGCUGUCCGCGCUGAUGCUGCUCUCCGCCCUGUUACCCUUCUCUGUGCGCGCCGACGACUGGCACACGGGUCGAGCCACAUACUACGGCUACGAUGGAGGCGCCAGCAUCGACCAGGGUUCUUGCAUGUACGGCCCCCUUCCCAACAGCAUGGUCAGCACGGGAAAGAACAUCGCCGCCCUCUCAGAUCAGGAUUACGACUUCGGGGGGAGCUGCGGUCGCUGCUACGAGGUCGCUUGCAACCCGGCCGCCUUCUCCGACGGCUACGGCAACUACAUCGACCGCAACUCCGGAUGCUACGACGAUUCCAAGACCGUCAUUGUCACCAUCACCGACUCCUGCCCCUGCAACUACCCGGGUAACCAGUACUCCAACCGCCGCUGGUGCUGUGGCGACAUGUACCACAUGGACCUGAGCCAGGACGCCUUCUCCCAGCUCGCCGACAUCGGUCAGGGGGUGAUGGGCAUCCGCUACCGCCAGGUGAACUGCCCCGGCGGCUUCGUGCCAUCACCCAGGAAGGCCACGUCGGACUACCUGGCGGGCACGGGGCAGUGA